AUGACUGAUUUGGAGCCAGUUCAACCCUCACUAUGCCAAAGAAUCUGCUGCUGUAUGACGAAUUCAGCAAAGGAGCCUCCUGUACAGUUGAUAAGAUCAGGAGCGCUAGACGUAAAAACGGUAACCAAUGGACACAUUUCAGCUGCCGAAAAAUCCAUAGAUGGUUUCGAGGAUGUCAACCUCGAACAACGAUCGGUCAUCAACACCACCUCCACGACGACAGCAGCCCCCGCUGCCGCCGCUGACACAUCAAAAUUGCGGGUGUUAGCGGAAAAAGACCGUAACGCUGUUAAUAUGAACGAUAUUAUGAUGGACGAGAUACUCGGGGAUGAGAGCCGACAUGAUGAAGUGGAUGGCGUUUUUGAGGACGCCAUCUCGAUUAGUACCAAUGUGAUUGAAGAAGUCGAUGAGUCGGAGCUUUCUCAACUACGACUACAUCCAUCAUGUGAGGUGCUGUUCCCGGACAAACCCACGAACAACAAGAAACCUUCUUCUGGAGAUGGUUCAGAUGGACGAGUUUCUCAUGAUGCUCACGAUGACCGUGAUGACCACGAUCGAGAUGAUCGUGAUAAAGAUGAUGAUAAUAGUGAAGCCGCUGUUGAAACCCAAGCUGUUUCCCUUUCAUUCGAUAUGCCAUCGACAUCAAAAGAGAAGGAUGAAAAAGAAGAAUCGAAAACCGAAGAUGACGAAUCUGCAAUAGAGGAAACCACCCGUGAUGAGGAAUUCAGUGAAUCCGAGAAGGAGAUGAGCGAAAGUGAGCGGAGCACUCCAAAAUUGGAAAAAUCAUCGAGAAUUACACAAAUUCAUGGGCAAUCGGCUGGUCCCAGUGUAAUUCAGAUAGUGCCAAAGGAAGACGACGAAUCUGACAUCGACGACGAGAUCAUACUUGCAGGCGGCGUGACGCCGACAGUUCAAAAACCCUUCGAUCCGCCGCCGUUACCUUCGACGAAAUCGAUCAUGUAUGCUGAUACGUCGUCAUCGGAGGAGGAUAGUGACGAUGAAGUGAGCCGAGAAGUGCUGCCGCCUGUCCAACGAUCCCAGAGGUUCACGAAUAUCGAUCAAUUACGAUCAGAUCAUAUGGUAAAUGGGCACGCCAAUAGUGAAUCGACACAGAACGGUAUGGGUAGGCAACCAUCAUCGGAUUCGUCGAGCUCUUUCGACGAUGAACUGCUACAAGAGGUCAAGAAGAAGACAUCCAAAGAGGAAAACGGUGGGGCAUCUGUAACCAGAAUCGUCGUUCGAGACCACGGUCUACCAGAUGUGCUGGGAUCAGGUGGUGUGAAAGUGCAUGUGGAAACGAUCACAGAUGAAGAAUUCUCCGAGAAACUGAUCUAA
Messenger RNA from Haemonchus placei, 1335 nucleotides. NCBI's taxonomy places the organism in Eukaryota, Metazoa, Nematoda, Chromadorea, Rhabditida, Trichostrongylidae. The record is from the annotation of a GenBank genome assembly.